AUGUCGUCCUCCAGUGAAACGUGCCCGUUCUGUGGGAAAAACUUCAAGAGACUGAACAGCCACCUUCCCAGAUGCAAGAUGGCUCCGGUCACCACAACCACACAAAGGUCGCAGACCCCCCCUGGCCCAGCUGACCUCAUCACAGACAAGAACAGCAAGAAGACAUCUUUAUCAUCGUCUUCUUCAUCACCAUCAACAACUUCUACUAAGAGUAAGAAGGCAUCAUCUUCAUCUCCAUCACCAGCGUUAUCACCAUUGGCAACUACCACCAAGAGUAAGAAAUCAUCAUCAUCAUUGACAACGACUAAAAACAAUAAGAAGACACCAUCACCUUCCUCCUCCUCAUCCUCAUCAACAACAACUUCAAAGAAACGGCAGAAGCUCCUUGAUGAGACUUAUAUUCUCUCCAAAGACAGUCUGGCAAAAGAUCCAGCCAAUAUCCACACAAAACCCAAAGCGAUAGCCAAACUCAAAGCAGUCCCUGCCACAGCCCCAGUCCCUGCCACAGCCCCAGUCCCUGCCACAGUCCCAGUGAGCACUAAAGCCAAAGCUGCCUCUAAGAAGAAGGUUUCACUGAGGGAGCAGAUUGAACUAUCUGCUCAGACAGCCAGAGCUGCUGCCACACUAUCCAAGGAGCCUUUACCAGGGGCACAGAGUGAAGCAAGACCCUUCUGA
This is a messenger RNA of Oncorhynchus gorbuscha (pink salmon), 675 nucleotides long. RefSeq names its product putative protein TPRXL. Lineage: Eukaryota; Metazoa; Chordata; Actinopteri; Salmoniformes; Salmonidae. The transcript has a single exon. The record is from RefSeq and is a predicted model, not a curated record. Bases 1 to 675 code for a protein of 224 amino acids.